Messenger RNA from Hyphopichia burtonii NRRL Y-1933, 1143 nucleotides. RefSeq lists its product as uncharacterized. Lineage: Eukaryota; Fungi; Ascomycota; Pichiomycetes; Serinales; Debaryomycetaceae. Gene Ontology annotation, molecular function: phosphoric diester hydrolase activity. Gene Ontology annotation, biological process: lipid metabolic process. The transcript has a single exon. The coding region runs from base 1 to 1143 and encodes 380 amino acids. The record is from RefSeq and is a predicted model, not a curated record.
AUGAUUAACGUAUUCAGACCGUUAUUCACUUCUCAAAGUGAGACUCAGGCACCGGUUCCAAUUAUAAACGAAACUGUUUAUAAUCAAACCACUAUUCAUGAAGAAAAUGAUUAUGAUGGUCAUUUUGAAUUUCUUGGUGGUAGAUACUGCUCCAAAUAUUUAACUAGUGAAAGCUUGAAUCGUGAUGUUUCCGUUAAGCCAAUUCAUUCACAUAAUGAUUAUUGGAGAUAUGCACCAUUAACUGAAGCCUUGGGAGCAGGAGCUCAGAGUAUAGAAGCUGAUAUUUGGUACUUUCCAGAAAACUAUACUUUACAAGCUACUGCGGUUGAAACUGCGGAGGAAACAGAAAGACGUAAGGAAGACCCAGAAUCGAAUCCUCUGAGAUUGAAGUCAUUUAAUGACAGUUCAAUCUACGUUGGUCAUAAUCAAAUUUUCUUAGAACCAGAAAAUACCUUGGAUAAAUUAUAUUUUGAUAAAUUAUUCGAGAUUUUGAGUUACUCUAAUCCCGAAAUGAAGUAUGUUGACACAACCAAAGAAGCUCUGCCUUUAUUAGAAGAAACCAAGUCGAAAUUUGGUGUAUUCUAUAACUCACCGGAGACUCCAUUAUAUUUAUGGCUUGAUUUCAAGACUGAUGCUAAUGAAACAUACAAAGUGUUGCAAAAAUCAUUGCAAAGAUUUAUUGAGAAUGAUUACCUUGCUUACUAUGAUACCACCACCCAAACAUACCAUGAAGGACCAAUCAUUCUUACUAUUACUGGGAAUAUUCCAUGGGGGUUAAUUGAACAAGAAACCAAAAGAUACGUAUUUGUUGAUGUUCCAUUAGCCGAUUUUGGUAAAUUAGAUAUUGAUGAGAGAGUAUUGCAAAGAUAUGCCCAAUUAGGUAAAGUUGCUUCUGGAUCAAUGGAGGAGAUAAUUGGAACAAAAGAAUUUAUCAAGAAUUCGAGAUUAGAUAAAUUCAAUGAGGAUGCUUCAAUUAUGUUGGAGCAAGUUUUCGAUAAAGUUCAUGCUUAUGGAUUGAAAUCCAGAAUAUGGGGCGAUGCUGAUUUCCCAAGUUACAUAAAAGAGGGCCAUUGGAAGAACCUUUAUGAGCUUGGAUCAGAUUUCUUAAAUACCGAUGACGUUUACGAUGUUGCCUAUUUAUAA